GUAAACAAGGAAGUUGACGUACGCUUUAGUUCCAUCAAUGAAAACGAUGUUGUAGAUGUGGCGUUGCAGAGGAGCAGUCUGCGCCACAUACACACAUUUUCUGUAUCUCAACUUCAGUUCCUAUGUCAUAAUGAAAGCAGCUAGAAGCAAUACGCUGGGUGCUGCAGCAUCCAACAACAAGGUCAAGUAUUCACGGCUGGCUGCUGACGACGAUGGUUACAUAGAUUUACAGUUCAAGAAAAGCCCCCCGAAGGUCCCUUACAAGGCGAUUGCACUGGCGAUAUUCCUGUUUUUGAUUGGCUCCUUAUUGAUAAUCUUCGGGGCUCUUCUCCUCUCAGGAACCAUAGAGGUGGAGCAUCCGGACCGCACCAUCCCUGUUAUCAUCAUAGGGCUGCUCGUUUUCCUGCCUGGAUUUUACCAUUUGAGAAUCGCCUACUUUGCUGCCAAGGGUUACCGUGGUUACUCCUAUGAAGACAUCCCAGAUUUUGGCGACUGAGCCGAAAAAUCAGCUGCUGAUUGGUGGAGAAUCCCUUUAUGAAAACUGUUACCAGCUCUUUACUUUGAGCUUCUGAAUGAAUGUAGCAAAAAAAAAAACCUGAUCGCUGUUCAGCCAUAGAGACGUUUGUUUAUUCACAAGUGCACUGCUGCAGGAUUUAACUUUUUUUUUUUGCAAUCAUUUUAUAAUCUGUUUUUGUUUUGUUCUGCUCCUUGAAGCUCGACAGACCUUAGAGGCUUUUUAUAUUCAACUUAAUUAACAGUGAAUCAAAUACUAAAUGAGCAGAGGAUGUGAGACCAGUGAGUUCAGCAACAUGUUGCUCUUGAACACUACUCACCACUCAUUGAAGACCUGAUGAUAAACCUAGCCAGGAGUCUGCACUGAUGCCUUUUGGAAACUACUGCUAUGAAACCCAUAAUCGAGAUAACUGAGAAUCUUAAGUGUUAACUUUUGCACAGCUGUUUUGUAGUGUACCUUUAAGAAAUAUUUAUCUGUAUAGUUGAAAUUAUAUCACAAGGGAGGGGGGACUAUAUUUCUCCUGAAGGAUUGUAUUUGCAGUAUUGUCCAAAGAUUGAUAACUUUGUUAAAGUGAAGACUAUUUUUGAAUGGAGUGUAUUUCUUUCUCUAUGAAGUAUUGCUGUUUGUGCAUAUUCAUUUACUUUUGAAUAUCACAGAAACAUGUAUUUUUUACAUACAUAUGCUUGAUUUGAACCAAAUAAAUUAAAUUUCAUGAUUGGAGG
Molecule: messenger RNA, 1236 nt
Organism: Labrus bergylta (ballan wrasse)
Lineage: Eukaryota; Metazoa; Chordata; Actinopteri; Labriformes; Labridae
Gene: tmem230a
Product: transmembrane protein 230a
Biological process (GO): synaptic vesicle transport
Cellular component (GO): endomembrane system; synaptic vesicle
Source: RefSeq, a predicted model, not a curated record